Paramuricea clavata is the source of this 324-nucleotide messenger RNA. The record is from the annotation of a GenBank genome assembly. Lineage: Eukaryota; Metazoa; Cnidaria; Anthozoa; Malacalcyonacea; Plexauridae.
AUGGUUCAGGCACGACAAUUCCGAAAAAGUCACCCCGGCGCUCACUAUGCUGCUGCCAUUUUCAGAUCCCAGCGUGAGUUGGCUGUGAAGUUCAGGUCAUUCAACAACUUCUCGUGCGUGGACGAUAAACACCGCGUAAAAGUUGGGGAACCAGGAUUUCCUGUUGCUGCGGCAGAGAGAGGACGCCGAGUUCUUGUGAGCCUUAAUAGUUCGUUCCAAGUUGGUGAUCACGAUUUUACUCAACAUAGUAUUGUUCCUUCAGUCUGCUUCCUGGUAGAUAUUCCUGAAACUGUUGAGUCAUCAUGGUACGUCAAGUCGCAGUAG